GUACAGGCGUGUUGCCCUCCUGUUCCCCGCCUUCCACCCCUGGAUCGCAUUGCUGCGGCUGAGCCUGCUAACCUCAUACAAGGUGCGAGUGUCCCUGAUCUUUCUGAAGCUCUGCACCGCCGCGAGCACAAGUGCUUUGUUCUUCACGAGUUCCUCCCCGGGUCCUGACUCGGAUCCAAACUGUAAAAAGCCGCAGACUCUUGUGGCGCAGCUUGUGCAGAAUACUGUGGUGGGUGUGGUCUCUGCACUGCUCGGUGACGUGAUCGUCUUCGCUCUCUUCUUGGUUCAAAAUCGCAGUCCCAUAGAAAAGGACUGGACAGAACAGUCGAAGAGGUGGCAGUUGAGGGUUUGGAAGUGCCGAGCCGUGGCAUUUUGGUUGAUUUGGUUGGUCUAUUCGCUUGUAUGCUUGGUCUACACUAUGCUGUUCUUGGCGAACGUCCGCCUGGUAGAUGCGCAGGGCUGGUUAAUGAGCACUGGCAUGAGCUUACUCCAGGACUUGGUGAUACUUCCCUUGUUCCUGGCUUUGGCACUCGGCUUGAUGGCAUCGGUGGCACUGCUCAGCAAGGGGAUUCGCAGAAGGAUUGAAGCGAAAUGGCUUGAAGGCUAUGCAGAUGCCGAGGAGCAAGGUAGCAAAGAGCCAGAAGAG
Symbiodinium necroappetens is the source of this 646-nucleotide messenger RNA. The record is from the annotation of a GenBank genome assembly. Lineage: Eukaryota; Dinophyceae; Suessiales; Symbiodiniaceae.